This is a messenger RNA of Gongylonema pulchrum, 981 nucleotides long. The record is from the annotation of a GenBank genome assembly. Lineage: Eukaryota; Metazoa; Nematoda; Chromadorea; Rhabditida; Gongylonematidae.
UUUCCAAUAACAGCACUACGAGAAGUGAAAAUGUUGCAGAAACUGAAGCAUAAACAUAUCACCGAGCUAAUCGAAAUAUGUAGUAGCAGGGCAUCAUCACACAAUCGUGAGCGUAGCACUUUCUAUCUGGUAUUUUCGUUCUGUGAGCACGAUCUUGCGGGCCUUCUCUCCAACACCAGUGUUCGACUGUCGCUGGUGCACAUCAAAACACUAAUGAAACAUCUGCUCGAGGGCCUUUAUCAAAUACAUUUUGCCAAAAUCCUCCAUCGUGAUAUGAAGGCCUUAUGCAAGAUUUUUCAGGCCGCAAACGUAUUAAUCACGAAAGAUGGCAUACUGAAAUUAGCGGAUUUCGGCCUUGCUCGACCACUAUUUUCAAAGUUACCUGGCCAACCGGAGCAUUGCUACACAAAUCGGGUGGUUACACUGUGGUACCGACCUCCCGAACUGCUGUUGGGUGAACGACAUUAUGGGCCACCGAUUGAUAUGUGGGGUGCUGGUUGCAUCAUGGCCGAGUUAUGGACGCGAACACCUAUUUUGCAAGGAGAAAGCGAGCAAAAGCAGUUAUCCCUCAUAUCAAAUUUAUGUGGAAGUAUUAAUCCGCAAACAUGGCGAGGAGUCGAAAAUUUACCCCUUUAUGGCAAAAUAGAGCUGCAGCAGAAUUUGAAUCGCCGAGUUGUUGAGCGUUUAGAACCUUACGUUAGGGAUCGUAAUGCGCUAAAUUUAAUUGAUAGCCUACUCGUUUUGGACCCGUCAUCGCGCCUUAGCGCCGAACAAGCUCUCGACCACACGUUCUUCUUCACUCAACCGCACCCUGCUCCAGACGUCAAAGAUCUAAUGAGCACUAUUACGACGAGUCUGUUCGAAUAUACUGUUGGACGAGGUGCUCAUACCGGGCGAGGUCGUGGUAUGCACCAUCAGAAUCGCCAGAAUAAUCGACCCUCAAUGGCAUCGCAGGGCCAGUAUUUUGAUAUGGUUUUCUGA